This is a messenger RNA of Ectocarpus siliculosus, 1248 nucleotides long. The record is from the annotation of a GenBank genome assembly. Lineage: Eukaryota; Phaeophyceae; Ectocarpales; Ectocarpaceae.
AUGCGCGAGCGGUGGAUGUUUAUAGCGUUCUGCAUCGGCGAGAAGACGGACAAGGAGAGGAGCGUGGCCAUCGAGGAAGAGUACAGGGCAAUGGCCAAUGCGCGGGAGCGGCUGGAGCGAGAGGCCGAGGCGAGGGCGGCGGAUCUUGCAGCUAGGAAGGGUGCGACGAUGCGUCGGAUGAUGGUGUCGCAGCUGUACUGCCCGGAAAAGGUGGAACGGGCGUUCGAGAGGGACUGGGCGAAGCUGUGCCAUCCGGUAAUGCAGCCUAUCGACAAGAUCACUGAGGACCUCGCAGAGCAGUCGAGCGUGAAAGAGGUGGUUCUGGCCCACUAUGUCACCCUCGUUGAGGUGUUCAAGCACUACGCCAGCAUCGGCUCUGCGUUGGCCACGGGAGAGAUAGACAUCAUGGAGUUCUCGGCGUUCCUGCACGACCUGCGCGGUUUCAGUUCCUCCAAGUCCCGCGACCUGGUCGAGAAAGCUUUCGGAGAAGCCAUCGGUGCCUGCAGGGGGGAAAAGGGACGGCAGACGGCGGGGGCAAUGGGGAUGAUUGAGUUCCUCUUCUGUAUUCUGCGCCUGGCUUGCGCUCGGCACAUCAACUCCUCCGGUGGAGGCUCGGCCGGAAACGUCGGCGGCGGCGGAGGUGGAGGCGGUGUUUCGGGGGAAUCGGGCAACAACUCGUCGAAGAUAAAAUGGGCUAGCAGCGUGGACCAAGCGGUGGAUCUUUUCAUGAAGAGCGUCAUGCUGCCGUUGGCACACCGCAAGGUCAUUGGCCUUCAGAUCAAAACGGCUCUCGACUCUGACGAUACGCUCGCGCUGUACCAUGACCAAGAUUCAAGGCUCAAGUCGGUGUUCGACUCGUACUGCAAGGCCAGCGACAGGCCAGGGGCUCCGGCCGCGCUCGGGGUCCUGCUCAACAUAGCCGAGUUUCGGAUGAUCCUGAGAGACUCCGGCCUCCUGGGGGGUAAUAACAAGGAGGACGAUGAGCUGACGGCCAAGGAGGCGAGACAGGCGUUCGCCGGAGCUCAGAAUGACCUCUGCGGGGGGGAUAGCUACGAAGCACCUCCCCCAGGCGCUGGGCCUCAGAUCGAACAGAUGACGUACCCCGAGUUCCUGGAAGGAAUCGCCAGGGUAGCCAUGCUCAAAUGGGAGGAUGCCUCCUCCUCUCCAAAGGCAAAGAUCGAGCGCGCCAUCAACGCCGUCACCUCGCUUCUCGACGACGGCGCCGCUAAACCUACCACCGACAGCUAA